Messenger RNA from Neoarius graeffei (lesser salmon catfish), 10490 nucleotides. RefSeq names its product CTD (carboxy-terminal domain, RNA polymerase II, polypeptide A) small phosphatase 1 (gene ctdsp1). Gene Ontology annotation, molecular function: RNA polymerase II CTD heptapeptide repeat phosphatase activity. The record is from RefSeq and is a predicted model, not a curated record. The coding region runs from base 8 to 3475 and encodes 1155 amino acids. Lineage: Eukaryota; Metazoa; Chordata; Actinopteri; Siluriformes; Ariidae. The transcript is spliced from 6 exons.
AGCUAAUAUGCCAGCUGAACUCUGUUUCGACCCUUCAAAAGUCUUACAGCAAGAUUGUCUUACAAAGGAGAGUAAGUCUUUGGAAAUUGCGACAGAAUCGAGCAUGAUUUCUGCAGAACAGAAAACAUCUGUUGAUCUUCCAGUGCACCAGAACGUUUCUGGAUUAAUGCAGCCUGAUGGAGAUCAUACCGAGAAUGGACAGCUCGGUGGAGAAUUAACAGAGCAAGACAAACUGGAUUGUUCUGAGAGCAGCAGCGUGUCUGAAUUCGACUUGGUGCACAGUGAGUCUUUUUCAAUAAGCAGCGAUCGUGUCCACUCGAUUGAAAACAACGAACGCUCUGAAUAUAGCACGGAGUCGAACAUUAGUGACCAAACUCUAACGGAAGAACACGAGCCAGACGAGUUUACCUUAUUUCAGGCCAUGCCCGAUCUUUGUAUGUAUUACGAACAGGUAGAUACUGAAAUCCAAGAGCUCGUUUUAUCAGACCUUGAACUGCUUUAUGAGCAGGAAACUGAAUCCGAGCAACCUUCAGAAGAGGACGGUAGUGGUGGUGAUGAUGAUGAUGAAGGUUCUGAAGAAAUCAGCGUUUCAGAUUCGUAUGAGCAAUACAGCGAACAAGAUCCGAAUGCUGGAUUUGACCUGGAUAAAGAACCACGCGGAUCCUUUGAACAGUGUGAGCUUAACAAUCAAAACAUGCCCCGUGAAUGCCAUACCACACGUUUUAAAUCCCCUGAACUGUGCCAGGCCUCGAAAGAAAGCAUGCCAGCUGGAUUCUCUGGGUCCCUUGAGCAGCAACCACCUGCUGGACAAAUAGAAAACACAUACGACUGCGAGUUAACUGCAAAAAACAGUCACGGAUCCUGUACAGACUUGUUUGAGAGCUCUGAUGACUUUCCUGAGGAGAAUCAGAGCUUCGAGUAUUAUACCGAACAAGAUUGUCGCCAGCAGUCUUUAAACGAACUCGAACGCGCAGAACAAUGCUCAAGUUGUGGAAAAUGCUUUCUGAAACGUGAAAUUCCUGAGCAGCGCGAGCCCAGUGAGCCUGCUCAGAAUUCCGAGGACUCGGAACAAAGCGAGUCUUUUGAAAACUCCCCUGAAUUGUGUGAGGCCUUUGGAACACAGCGCUCCGUGUUUCACACCUCUGAACUCCCCGAAGAAAACCCUCCUGUAGAACGUAACACAGAUGAGGUUAGAAAGCGGGCAGAGAGCGAUAUGAUGUUUAUGGGCUCGAUGGAAACCUUUGAAGCUCGUUGGCUCUCUCAGUUUCUUGCUGUUGACGGUCACCAGAAUAACACCUUCGAAAAGCAGCGUGGUGUCGAGGACCUUCACGUUGCAAUCAGCCGAGCCGAGCCGAGUGACGAGUUGCUCUCCUGUGACCGGAAUGCUGAAGCUGAACCUGUAAUUGAACCCCUGCAUACCUCCAGCGAGCAGGGGACGCUUUGUGGAGAGUGCAAAACGAGAGCGAAAGCACAGUUGAAAUAUGACGUACCCUGUCGUCUGUUUGAACUUUGUGACAUUAACGCAAUGAAUGAAACAUUUGAUCUUGAAUAUGAUGAAAGCAAAGCUGGAGAGUCAGUUGUGAAAGGAGCAUCGUUAGAUGAAUGUAGUGAAGAGGAAUAUGCUGACUGUAUUGAUGGUAAAAGCCAAGGCAGCGUUGAAACAGACGAGUCAUUUAAAAGUUUUAUCGAUGAGCCUGAGGAGCUCUAUCCUGUUCAAAACGAUGAUGAUGAUGAUGAUGAUAAACCUGUACAUGAUGAUCUUGAAACAGACGAAUGCUGUCCUGGAUGCACACAGGAGUCACAUGACGUCAGUGGUGAUACCCCUGAUCCGUAUACACCUGAUGGACUAGAAGCACAUGAAAAUACUCAGGAAUCCAGUGAAACUUCAGGAAAAAAGAUGUACAAAACGUACGCAGAGGUACUUUGCGCUGGACUAUGCAAAGCCGUUCAAAGCCCGAAACCCUGCCUUGAACCCCCAAAGCCCACUGACGAGGAAGAUUAUGGACCGAAACUUAACAGCGAUGAUACCACAGCUCAUGAUGUGGAAGACCAGGACUUUAAAGUCUUGUUUCAAGAUGAAAACGUUGUCGAAUCUCAUGAGGAAGUGAUUGUACCGGACCCCUCUGAGAAUGCAGGUGAAACUUACGGACCCCCCACUGUGGAUGAAGGCAUUUCCAAAAGCGAGACCUCCGAUCCCGAUUCUGUUCAGAGCACACGCCAGGAGCAAGUACUCGCUGUCCUUGAGAGGGAUGCGGAACACGACUUCGUUGCAGAAAACGAGGUCUCGGAAAAGUUCACCGAGGUUUCCAGACCCAUCGAAAAAGAAGUUAAACACGACCACGUUUCUGAGAUAGAACCGGAUAAGUGCGAAAGUGCAAAUUUGACUCCUGAUGCUCAAAUGAAAGCGGAAGAUGAAUCGGAAGUUCUAGAUGAAACGAGACACGGCCAUGGCGAGCCAGAAACGCGUGAACAUGUAGACACGUUUAUAUUCGCCUCUGAAAAGGAUGUAGCAGAUGUUGAAAAAUGCAACGAGUUGAACGCAAGCGAAGAUCCCCAGAAUGGCGCCAACGACUUGGUGAUUGUGCAAAACGCCAUCGAGCUGCAAUCAGGCAAAGAUCCUUGCAAAGAUCCGGAGCCGCCAGGUUCUGGUAGUACGUCAUUAGAUCUAACAGAGCAGAAGGACGGUUCUCUACCUCAGAGUAAGUGCAGCAAAAAACUGGACGAAAUAAUCCAUCAAGUGGUGCAAAGUAAAACGACCGAGCACAGCGAGCCAGAUGACUUUUUUACGCUCGCUGAUGAGAACGCAACUUCUGAACAGAUCGAAGUUUAUGAGGACACGGAGGCAUCUGACGAUGAGGAUUACCCCGAGUUCUGCGAUUGUGAAUUCUGUGUGCAGUCUAUAGAACAGGUGCCAGCCAAGCCACUCCUCCCGCAGAUAAAGUCGAAAGAUGUAGGAAAGAUUUGCGUAGUGAUUGAUCUGGAUGAGACGCUAGUGCACAGUUCAUUUAAGCCGGUGAACAAUGCUGAUUUUAUCAUUCCAGUGGAAAUUGAUGGGGCUGUACACCAGGUGUAUGUACUGAAGCGACCUCAUGUUGAUGAGUUCCUAAAGCGGAUGGGAGAAUUAUUUGAGUGUGUCUUGUUCACUGCAAGCUUAGCCAAGUACGCAGAUCCCGUGUCAGACCUGCUGGAUAAGUGGGGUGCCUUCCGCUGCCGUCUCUUUCGAGAGUCCUGUGUUUUUCAUCGCGGAAACUAUGUUAAGGACCUGAGCCGCCUGGGCAGGGACCUCAACAAAGUCAUCAUCGUGGACAACUCGCCAGCAUCAUAUAUCUUCCACCCAGACAAUGCUGUACCCGUAGCCUCUUGGUUUGACGACAUGUCCGACACGGAGUUGCUGGAUUUGAUCCCGUUCUUCGAGAGACUGAGUAAAGUGGAUGACGUGUACGCUGUGCUCAAACAGCAGAGGACUAGCAGCUAGCGUGAUCGACGGGGCAGCUUUCACCACGGGGCCAGGGAGGCUGGCGGGGUUCGGAGUGCCACUUCCCUGCUACAUGGGAUCUGCCACCGGCUCGCUCCUCAUCACCUACCCAGAAUUCCAUUCGCAGGAGGUUUGAUACAGAAGCAUAAAGUUGAUGGAAACCUGGUAUGGCUAGAACGAUGGAACUGUGAAGGACUGCUUUAUCUCUGUACACACACACACACACACACACACACACACACACACACACAUAUAUAUAUAUAAAAAAAGAAAUGCAUCAAUUUUUAACACUUGAAUAUGUGUUCUUUCUUCUUUUAUAUAUAACUAGAGAAGCCCUAGCCCUGUUUAAACUGUAUAUCGCUGAUUUUUAGAUUGAGAAAUGGUUUUCUCAAAGACCAUACAGUAGCUUAUUAAAUUCCUUUUUUUUUUCUUCUCAAAAGGACGGUGCCAACGUUUUGGCAAGUCGCCUCAUGUUUCACGGGUUUGACAUGCACCAAGUGCGUAGUCGAGAUGUGCAGAGCGGAUGGGGUUUUCAGCGAGGGACUCGAAGAACCAGAAUUUCCCCCGAGGCAUUAAUGGGAGCCGAGGCAACUUAGAUUCAUUCCAAACCAGGGUGGGGAAAGAGCCGAACUCUGAGCCGUGCAUCACACCAUGCAAAUGUGCACUGUUAAAGGAAAUCGGUUUUACUGCGUAAUAUUUCAGUACUGUACUUUCAUUCUGUCGAGAUGUUUGUGUGAGUGUAGGUUCGAGAUGCUCAUCUAGACUGAUCAGUCUUGCGUCUCCUCGAUACUAGUCUUUCUCUUCCGGUUAGAUCACAAAGGUCAUGUCGAAGAAUGUCUUAAAGUGCAUAUUCUGGACCAAUUUUGUGUUUUUUUUUUUUUUUUAUAUGAACGUAUGUCCCUGUACACACUCAUCCAGAAGGGUAAUUUUGCACAAGGCCAUCUGUCUACAGCAGAAAAAAAAUAAAAUUAAAUUAAACGCGUCUGGAAAACUCACAAGGGAGUCUGGAGCCAGAUUCGUGACAUUAUCUGCGGAAGCGCAAGCUUUGCACAGUUUCAGUGCACAGCCUGUGUAGACCAAGCGCUCCCAUUUCUCUCUCAUUGUCCGGUCUUUUGGGAAACGAUGAGUACUAAUCCCAUCAAGAUUGGUGUUGCUCCACCCUCCUACGAUACAUCUGUUAACCAUUUUAAUAAUUACGCGAUAACGUUGAAGAAAUUUUCAGAAAACCACCAGGUCGUUUUCUCAUAAACAAACCAGCGCUGACGUAGGAUUCAGAGGGAGGCGUCCCGCACGCGACGUCACGAAAAUCAAUGUUUCCCGGGAAAUCCAAACGCCAAGUUUUUUCAGAGGCGGACCAAUUCAACUCAAAUGGCUUGAUUUCAACUGAAUUUUUCUGGUAUUGCGCAAGGUAAAAAAAAAAAUGCAGAGAAUGCAGAAUGUUACAGAUAUUUGACCAAAGUUUAAUAUAAAAUAGGAGAAUUACAUUGAUCUUGCUCCUGAAUUUACCCGUGAUAUGCACUUUAAGAAUAAAAGGAGAACCGUGCACCAAAGACGAUGAAUCCAUUUUAAUCCCAAUUCUUAAAUUACAGAAUAUACUGUAGUAUGUGCGUUAUUUUCUUUUUUUUUUUUAUGUCAAGACAAGUUUUAUUUUUACAUAUUCAAGGCUUAAAAGCUUUCAGCUCCCUCGCCUGCUUUCACGGAGAUGAUUUGUCAGUAAACAGAUUCCUGACCGGAAUCUGCAGUUUGUGUAAAGUGCGCCUGCGUACAAGUUAGCAGUGUUGUCGUCGAGUCCGAGAGCAAGCCCCGCCCACUAUCAACAUGCGAGAGGGUUAACACUAGCUAGUUCAUCGCUCAGCAAGCAAGCCCGCUAUCAACAGAGCAAUGAACAUAGCGUGUCACUUCCUUCUCUGGGUGGAGUCUUGCCAACCAAAUGACGAUCGAAGUUCGAGGUCGUCCCCGUCGUCUCCUCGAUAGUUCUUCUACACAUGGAACGCAUAGCAGUGCAUUUUUUUUUUUUCCCCCACUGCAUGAGAAGUCUGUAUAAGCAAAGCGGACAAUCCUAGGGGUGUUCUCUCCAGGCAUUCACGUUAGUUUGUUCCUGAACAGGUGAAUGUGCCUUCUCUUGCACAAAAUUAGUAUAAAAAAUCAAUGUAAAUAUAAAUCUCUUUUACCAAAUUAUUAUGGCAUGUUGGGGGGGGGAAUCCAAGUCCUCGUGUUCAGUUGACGAGUCCGAAUGCAGUUGAUGCACGAGUCCGAGUCAUCAGUGUUCAACUCCAAGUCAAGUCACGAGUCGAACUCGAGUCCGAGUCCUACAAGCCUGCAAGUUACGACACAGAAGUCAAGUGAAACAUGAGCUGAUUCGCCAGAAUGUCCGUACUGUUCUUUUAAGGCACCAUUUGUCCUCGUGAGGUUUCCUCAGACACUGGGAAUGCCAAUCACACAGCAUGAUGACGCGUUCUCCAUUUUCUUUCUAACCAGCCCAAAUCGAAACAAUUCCUCGAUAUCGUUCUUUUUCUUUCUCUGGUUUUGACUUCUUAAUCGGAAACUGGUGUACGUUGUACAAUCAUGUCCAGAUUUGAGAUUUUAUAGACGGAUGUAUGUAUGGAUGCAUGAAAGGGAUGCAGCUUUGGUAACGAGGGCUCUGUUUCCAGGCUAGUGGCUAAAGGAUCGAAAGCACCUUUAAACAAAACGACCCAGGGCAUGCUUUAAUUUCCCUUGUCGAGGCCAAGGAUUUGCUGUAGUCAGUCUUUUGUGACCCAAGUGCUCUUAACGAAAUCCAGUCAGUACUUUGGUACCGUGUUGAAUGAUUUCAAUUCAUGACAGUACGCCAUGCCAUUAUUGACUUUUUAUAUUACUAAAAUAUAUAUAUAAAUAUAUAUAUGUAAAGCAUUCAUUGACAAAUCCUCAUUGUUACGAGGGGGAAGUACAUUUUUCAAGCCUUAGAUAGAGCCGUUUAUUAUUAAAACUUAGGAUUUCACAUUUUUCCGAAGUGAGAAGUCCAGCUUGGGUGCCUUAGUAUUGGACAUGCAGCUUUCUCUGCCUGGCAGUGCCAACGAACGUGGGCGUUACGAGCUUAUGUUAGCAUUAUCAGACAGACUUUUUCGCAAGUGUUGAUGCUGUGAUGUUUGAUCUGUUCAGACGAGAUAAUCAAGAGAAGGCUGGAGGACUUUUUUUUUUGUGGUGGUGGUGGUGGUGGUGGUGAUGAUUCAGCUUUUUUUUUUUUUUUUUAAGAUGAUGUACAGGCAUGAUUAUGGUAAGGCCAUGCUGAUUUUUCUCUCCUUCUGAUGAUGUGUCGUGCUGCACCGAGAGAGAGAAAGAGAAACUGGCCUCAAGGUUUGAGUCAUGCUUCAUUUUGACAAGCACAGCUGUUUCUUCUUUUAUCCGCAUUUGACCCUGUCCACACAUUUUCUCCUCGUUAUUGGAAAUUGCGUUGGAUAUCCAAAUUACUCUAGAUUUAAUAUAUUUUUAUACCAUCAGAUUUUAUUUCUACAAGUAGACCGGUACUAACCCCGGACAAGCAAGAUUUCACGUUUUAAGAGCACACACAAAAAAAAAACAUUCUCGCAGCGAAGACUCCAGGUGCGGCAGCCUGCUGUUUUAUUUUAUUUUCUAAAACGUUUUGUUCACUGUUGAGGAUGCGAAGUCCUGUCUGAACGCGCGUUGUCUUGAUACAGCGUCGAAACGUGAUUGAAUCCCGGAUGUGACGUGGUACAUUCCGAAAGUCCUCAUCAAUCUCGCCGAUCCCUGCAUCAAACUGGUCUGAACCAGCGCUUAUUUAUUUUCCUAUCUUAAGUUUUAUUGGUGUCCAUUUUGCAUAACAAGUCUGUUAUUUUCCUGAUUUUCUUUCUAACCCAGGACUGGCGUUGAACGUAAUCAAAUAAUCGAGCAUUUAGUUUUUUUUUUUUUUUUUUAAUAAGUGAUCUCAGUAGCAGUCUGUGACGGUUUUGCGCUCCUGAGAAGACAGCGUCGAGCGUGUUUGAUGUGUCUCACAGCUUGCUCUGACCUCUGGUGCUGUCCGUUUGGGAGACCUUGUUGUCUUGCGUCUUUUCGUUUUGUACCGUCAGCAUCUGUUAAAGCAGCAGGCGCUUUUUCCAGUGCAGCACCAGCGCUGAUAUCGUCUCACGACAGAACAUGCAGCCAAGUCGUAAUUAGAAGGCGGACAGUAUAUCUGGUCUUGUCCUGUAUGCAUAAAACGUCUCGGAAUUCAGGUAGUGAUUUAGGAUCAUCCCUCAAACGUUAUAAGAUUUGCUCAUCAGGGUAUAAAAUCCAGUAUCCACCAGUAUGCAAGAAGGAGUGGUGGGAUCAAAUCGGAUCUGUCUGUUAAUUAGAUUAACCCCUAUGGAAGUGUAUUAUACACUCACCGGAACACUUUAAUAGGAACUUGUUCUUGAUUCUUUUGAAGAGUCCUGUUCUUGGCUGCAGGACUGGAACCCAGUAUGGUUUUCUGUUGCAUGCUGAGAUGCUUUUCUGCUCACCGGUUGUAAAGAGUUGCUCCGAGUCACUAUGUCCUUCCUGGCCAAAAAGCUCGAACCAAUCCGACCAUUUUCCUCCGACCUCUCUGAUCAACAAGACAUUUCCACUCGCAGAACUGUCCGUCACUCACUCAAAGUGUUUUUUUUUUUUUUACAUAAAGUUUUCCGCACCAUUCUGUCUAAACUCUCGAGACUGUUGCGUGUGAAAACCCCAGGAGAUCAGCCAUUUCUGAAAUACUCAAACCACCAGGCCGUCUGGCUCAAACCACCAGGCCGUCUGGCUCAAACCACCAGGCCGUCUGGCUCAAACCAACACCCAUGCCAGAGUCAAAGGAAGUCGCACUCUUGCCCCUUUUCCACCAGGGCUGGUUCGGGGCCAGUGCUUAUGGUGCGUUCAUGUGCUAUGGGAAUUAUGGUAAAUACCAAACGCCGACAUGGAAAGCACACAUGAACGCCCCUUCUUGUGGUAUUUUCCACUGGGCAACUCGUAGAAAAUUUUGAUACACGAGUUGCCGAGAUGAGAUGAACUUUAACCUUUUCAACAUGGCGGCGAGCGGUACAAGACACUUGAAUGGUAAGCAUUGUACGCUACUAAAGAUUUUUUUUUUACUAGUACUAUUGGGUAGUUUUUGGUGUCUAUGCAAUGUUGCGUCAUUAACAAGCGUAAUAUAAUGCGUUAGAAAUCCGUUUCCUUUAAAAAUGUGGCGUUAUGGUUUGUUGUUACCUAUCCAGAGCAGACGCUAUUGCUAACGAUAGCUAACUAACUAUUGCUAACUAGCAGUCCGCGUCCUUUGUCAACAACAACAAAAGCAUGUGAACACAACACACUGGUAAAUACCACUUCCCAACUGGAAAAUAUCAUCUUCCCAUAGCACAUGAACGCAGCAUUAGUUUGGAACCGGGUUUUCUGUUUCCACUGACAAAGAACUGGCUCUGGGGCCAGAAAAACCGGUUCCAGGCUAGCACCAACUCUCUGCUGGGCCAGAGGAAAGAACCGCUUACGUCAGUGGGGGGGGGGCGGAGUUGUUAAGACCAACAACAAUAACAAGACCGCGAAAGAUCGCCAUUUUUAAGCGACGAGAAGCAGCAGCUGUACAAACGCAAAGUCAUCCAUUGUUAUUAUUGUUGUUGUUGCUGCUGCUUCUUCCGCGUUGUUUUUGCUUCGGUAUUCGCGCCAAGGUUUAUGCAAAUGUAGCGACGUAACUGACGUAUACAGCGACGUAAUGACGUGGCUCCCCUUAGCACCGUGAGCUAUGGAAAAGCAAACUGGUUCUCAGCUGGCUCGCAAGUUGAACGAGUUGUGAACCAGCACCAGCACCGGCCCCGAACCAGCCCUGGAACUGAUUUAGUGGAAAAGGGGUAUCUGAGAUCAGUUUUUCCCAUCCUGAUGUUUGAAGUGAACAUUAUUGAACUUCGUGGCCAUCAGAGGACCAGCUCCCCCACUGUAACCCCUAGCUAUGUAAUAGGCAAGAGGCCGAGGGCUACAGAAACGGAGAUCGGCGUCGCCUAAUGCGCCAUUUGGUGCAGGAAGGACUUUAGAUGAUUGAACCUGAAGCUCUUGAUGUAGAGCUGCAUGAUCUGUGCUGGGAUCAGCUGAUUUCGAGAACUACAUGAAACAGAACAGCAGGUAGACGUAUGGGUGUUUCUAAUAAAGUGUUCGGCGAGCGUACCAUAUAAUCAGCAGUCCUGUUCCAACAUUCUUUCUAAGAUGAACACUUAAGCCAAGCGUUUGCAGUGUCGCGUGUGACCCCGUGAUGUUUCGGAAGAAAUGGCUCCCCCUGGAGGGAGUUCAGUUAUAUGCAGUGUUUUAUGCCUUGAUCACUACAGUUCUUGAUCUCGUACGAGUCACUAUGCAAGGAAAGCUGAUCAGCAAUCAGCCAUCCACUCGUUCAUAUCAGCGGUUAGCAAGUGAUCCAGUGGCGCUUUUUUCUGCCCUUUUUUAACGUUGAUUUUUUUCCUAAGAGUUUACAUGUGAAAACUCAAAAAAACAAAGCAAAAAAAACCCCUCUCCAGUCAGGAAUGGGUGCGAGAUAAUUCAGCCGAAUUUAACUCCGUACUAAAGCGUACUAUAUUAAUUUUUACUAUCCACUCUGGUCGUAACGUCUGAGUUCAUGUCGAAGCAGCCGUUUAGCCGAUUCCUGAUCGGAGUUUUAAGUGCCUGUCUAUUUUGAUGCUCAAUUACAAGAGUAACAGUGUAUAUAACCAUUUAUAUAACAUGUUGUAUACCCUCUGCCUUUUUUUUUUUGUUGUUGUUUGUUUGUUUUUUGGUUAUACCAUACCAUUCUGCCCCCUCUUUACUACAUUUAAACAAACACCACAUUUGUCCCACACUUUUGUAUGUCUGGUAAUUUGUGUAGGUCAAACCAAAUUCAGCAUUAAUGCAUAGACAUAUUCAUUUUUCUUUCUUUGUUUUGUGAUUUGGAAAUAGGAAAGCCAAUUUUAAAUUAAGUCGGCUGUAACCUAGUCUUGAACCUUUUGUAAUUAUUAUUAAUUGUAUUUUACUGUACUGAAUGAGCUAUACCAUAAAUGAAACUGAUGACAAA